Microdochium trichocladiopsis is the source of this 1215-nucleotide messenger RNA. RefSeq lists its product as uncharacterized. The coding region runs from base 1 to 1215 and encodes 404 amino acids. Gene Ontology annotation, molecular function: protein binding. The transcript has 2 exons. NCBI's taxonomy places the organism in Eukaryota, Fungi, Ascomycota, Sordariomycetes, Xylariales, Microdochiaceae. The record is from RefSeq and is a predicted model, not a curated record.
AUGGCCGUCCUCUCUGGACUGCUGGCCGCCAGCCCAGCCUCUGCCGCUCCCCACAACCGACCACAGGGGCAGGGAGGCAAGGGCAAGUGCCAGCUUGCAGGAGCUGCUUACCUGACAACCAACGGCGAAGCCAACUUCGUGGUCUCUCUGGGUGUUGAGAAGAACGGCAUGCUUUCCAAGGGCAAGAUGGUCGCGACGGGCGGCUGCGGAUCCGCGAGCAUCGACGGCAGCACAAAAGAGCCCGCCAAGGCGGAUCCUCUUGUAUCGCAAUCUGCGCUGACGGUCGCUGGGAAGAGCCUGUUCGCCGUCAACGCCGGAACGAACGAUGUCAGCAUGUUUUCGAUCGACGACGCCGACCCGACCAAGCUCGUCAUGGUCGGUAUGCCCGCCAAAGUGCCUGGCGAGUUCCUCAACACUGUCGCCGCGUCAGCCAAACACAAAAUCGUAUGCGCGGCAGCCACAGGAGCCGUGGCCGGCGUGUCUUGUGCCUCCUUUGAUGAAACUAACGGUGUCGGCGCGAUGGACGCUCUCCGCCCCAUCGACCUCGGCCAGACGACACCACCUGUUGGUCCCACCAACACCGUCUCCCAAGUCCUCUUCUCCGAGGAUCAGAACACGCUCUUCGCGAUCGUCAAAGGCGACCCAGCCACACCCGGCAAGACGGGCUUCAUAGCCGCAUUCCCCGUGACCGCUGCGCAGGGCAACACCGCCGCCAGCGUCAGUGCCCAGGGCAAGCAGUCGUCUCCGGCCGACACACUGGUGCUCUUCGGCUCGACCACUUUGCCCGGGUCCAGCGACAUCUUCGCGACCGACGCGUCCUUUGGCGCAGCAGUCCUCUCGGUUGCGGCAGACGGCACCACUACGACCAAGAACCGCGGCGUCGUCGACGGACAGGCGGCAUCCUGCUGGGCAGCCUUCUCCCCGGCCACCAAGACGGCCUUCAUUGCAGACGUGGGCGUCAAUCGGCUCGUCGAGAUGUCGGUCCAGGACGCGUCGAUUGUGCGCGAGCUGGAUCUCAGUGCCAACAAGCAGUCGGGCAUGAUUGACCUGAAGGCUCUGGGCGGGAUGGUCUAUGCGCUCGCGCCGGGCAACAACGAGACGGCGCCCGCGGUCGUGGUGGUCGAUGCCAAGGGCGGCAAGCAGGUGCAGGUUAUGGAUCUUGGGGCGCUGGGUGUGACGGGGCGGGUGCAGGGCAUGGCGGUGCUGGGGCUUUGA